CUCCUUUAUUUCCACCCUUGAACUCGAAUCACACGGGACGAAUAAUGGCACAUCAGCUGCUGGAGCUGCGCAGAAUCCCGCUCUCAGAGGUACCAAAUCUUCAACUUCCGACCCAAAAAAUACAAUCAGACGAAGCCGUUGAGGCAUGGAAAACGACCCGUGGUUACCAGGACUAUGCUUUGUAUUUGCGCCGACUCAAUGAAGCGGUAGUUGGAUGCACCCUCCCAUGGGAAAACCCAAAUACCAGCCAGGCAGUUCUAAAAUUAAUGUCCCUCUUGGAUAUUCUGGACAGCUGGGUAACAGAGAUCCCGCCGCUAAAAACACCCCAGAGAUUCGGAAACCUUGCGUUUCGUACCUGGGGAAAGCGUCUCGAAGAGGAGGCAGAUGGACUCCUUCUCUCUCUCCUUCCCACAGACUUUGCCCCGGUAAUUCCUCAUGUCCGACCAUAUUUUAUCUCCUCUUUCGGCUCUUUUAUGCGCAUGGAUUAUGGCACAGGACACGAGACGUCUUUCGCACUGUUUCUGUGCUGUCUGACACUCGUUCGUUUCCUUCAGCCUACUCCGGAGGAGGAGCGAGAUGUCGUACUUGACGUCUUUGUGAGAUAUCUUCGCCUCUGCUGGAGACUGCAGGAUGUUUACAUGCUUGAACCCGCCGGCAGUCACGGCGUGUGGGGACUUGAUGAUUCCUCGUUCCUGGGAUAUAUCUUUGGUAGCGGUCAACUUCGAGACCAGACUGAAAUAGCGGUAUCAGCAGUCCUCCACCCUCCGCUUCCUCCCACAAACUUGUAUUUUAUGUCGAUUAUGCGUAUUCAUCAGGUCAAGCAUGGUCCAUUUCAUGAGCACUCUUCCCAGCUUUACUCAAUAGCUAUUGGUGUACCCAACUGGGGUAAGGUCAACGCGGGAUUAUUCAAGAUGUAUGAGGCUGAAGUAUUGGGAAAAUGUGUGGUGGUCCAACACCUACCGUUAGGUGGGAUUCUGGACUGGGAUGGCCCCUCGGCACCGACGUCAUCCAUCCCUCCUUUAGAAAAGUCUUCGUCUGCCGCUUCUUACCAUCCUGUCCAGGCACCGUGGCUGCGAUCGCAAUCCGGAGCCGCUGGCCAAUCUAAUCAAUUUACAAUCUCCUCAACGUAUCCCACCAAGUCGACGAGGAGGUCUGGUGACCCAUAUGCUCCGUCUUCCUACGCCACAGGAACGGAGCCCAAUGGAGCCUCUUAUCGGAGAAGAUGAGAUUGCCUCCAACGGAAGGACCAGGGCUGAAAGGCGGAAUCUCGCAGAAAAUGCAAGGGGAACUCUAGCCGUACUGAUGUUCCGGUUGUAAAAUCUCUGUUUCCGCGUCUCACGUAUGGUCACGUCUGUUACCUAUUCACAGCCAGUCAGUCAUUUGGUCGUCUCUUCUUGUACCUACGUCGCUUUGGGGCAUUACAGCGUCCUUGAUUUACCCGUCUCUGAUGUUUUCAGGCAGCUCUGGCCGGGCCUGUUGAGCAGCUGGCAUAACAGAGGCGCGGUGCGUAGCGCCAUACAAAGUAUUCGUAAUUUUCCGAGUACCUAGGUAUUCCUUCACCACCGGUGGGGCAUCACCUUCACAUAAAUAUAAGAGGAUGUGAAGUCAGGGCAAG
Molecule: messenger RNA, 1615 nt
Organism: Guyanagaster necrorhizus
Lineage: Eukaryota; Fungi; Basidiomycota; Agaricomycetes; Agaricales; Physalacriaceae
Product: Phosphotyrosyl phosphatase activator
Exons: 5
Coding region: 45-1226 (393 amino acids)
Biological process (GO): mitotic spindle organization
Cellular component (GO): protein phosphatase type 2A complex; nucleus; cytoplasm
Molecular function (GO): peptidyl-prolyl cis-trans isomerase activity; protein tyrosine phosphatase activator activity
Source: RefSeq, a predicted model, not a curated record